Diabrotica virgifera virgifera (western corn rootworm) is the source of this 1787-nucleotide messenger RNA. RefSeq names its product zinc finger protein 239-like. The transcript is spliced from 2 exons. The coding region runs from base 417 to 1511 and encodes 364 amino acids. Gene Ontology annotation, molecular function: RNA polymerase II cis-regulatory region sequence-specific DNA binding; DNA-binding transcription activator activity, RNA polymerase II-specific. Gene Ontology annotation, biological process: regulation of transcription by RNA polymerase II. The record is from RefSeq and is a predicted model, not a curated record. Lineage: Eukaryota; Metazoa; Arthropoda; Insecta; Coleoptera; Chrysomelidae. Gene Ontology annotation, cellular component: nucleus.
UUUAACAUCAACAAUGACUCGUGUGUAGCUUGCUUAAAAACUUUAUGACUUUAUGCUUGCUUGCAAUGCAUGUGCUUUGUGCUUAGUGCGGUUUUGCGUGGUAGUACUAGAACUAGACCAUUAAUAGUAGAACUUUAGUUAUGGAACUUAUAAACAAUUACAAAGUUUUUUUUUAUCUCUUAAUUAUUUCAGAUUCAGGAGCUAUGAGCUUAAGCCCAGAUGUACCUCAGGUACGGCUCUUGAAUAUUCAAGUCUAUAUUCACGGAUCCUGGCCGGAUAGCCCUGGCAGCUAAGGCCAUUUAAAUGAAGAGAAGAAGAAGAAGAAGUUAGUUGUUGUUUACUUACUUACAGUUAGAUAUUUUUUUAUGAAAGAGCAUCAAUACAUGAUAUUUUAUUAUAUUAUUUGAUACAUAAUCAUGUUUAAUCAAACUGAAGUAAAAGAAGAAGUUAGUGAGACGACUUGCAAACAAGAAAUAGAUAAUGAAGUAGAUGCAGUUCUAGAGGAUACCUGUAAAAUUGAAAUUAAGCAGGAACUUAUCAGAGAAAGUUCAAAUGAUACGUUUGAUAAUUUAGACGUUAAGAAAGGCCAUAUAAAAGCCGAAAUAGAACAAGAUGAUGGUUUUACCCAGGAUGAUAACAAACUGAAAAUACUGGAAACGUUACCUUCAUCUCAUAAAGGAACAUAUGAAUAUCAACAAGUUGAAGGAAAAACAAAAAAUAAAAAUAUGAAAGUUGAGACUGCACAAAGACCUUACAAAUGUGAAAUUUGUAGCAAGCACUUCACUGCUAAAGGCACUUUGAAAAGACACUUGAGAGUGCACACUAAACAAACACCUUACCAGUGUGAAAUUUGUUUGAAGCAGUUUGCCCGACCAAGUAAUUUGAAAGUACAUUUGAGAGUGCACACUGGAGAAACACCUUACCAGUGUAAAACUUGUUUAAAGAAGUUUACUACGUUAGGUAUGCUGAAAACACACUUACGAAAACACACUGGAGAAAGACCACAUAAGUGUGAAAUUUGUUUUAAACAGUUCAGUGUAGGGAGUAGUCUGAGAACACAUUUGAGACUACACACUGGAGAAAAUCUGUAUAAGUGUGAAACUUGUUUAAAGCAGUUUACUUCAUUAAGUCAAUUGCAGUCACAUUUGACAGUGCACACUGAAAAGAAACCUUACAACUGUCAAAUUUGUUUGAAGCAGUUUUCUCGAAUAAAUUAUUUAAAAAGACAUUCAAGAGCUCACACUGGAGAAAAACCCUAUGAGUGUGAAAUCUGUUCUAAGCAAUUUAGUGAAACAGGUACUUUGAAAAGACAUUUGAGAGUGCAUACUGGACAAACACCUUACCAGUGUGAAAUUUGUUUGAAGCAGUUUGCCCGACCAAAUAGUUUGAAAGUACAUUUGAGAGUGCACACUGGAGAAACACCUUACAAGUGUGAAAUUUGUUUUAAACAGUUUAGUCAAGCAAGUAAUUUGAAAGUACAUUUGAAAAAACACACUGGAGAAAAACCAUAGAGGUGUGAAAUUUGUUUUAACUUGUUAAGUGCGCAUAAUUCGGACCGAGUCAGCAGCGCUGAAUGCUUGAUGCUCAUCUCUCGGAUUCGAGUCGAAAACAUAGUUUAUUUAUUUCAAUCAACUAUGAUAGCUUUGUUAUCGUUCACCCUAGCCUAGCUCAGAUUCCAAAAAUGUCUUGUCCUAAUCAAAAAUAUGAACGAUGAAGAUCUGGAUUGGAAGCAAACAAAACACUAUUUUAACUAAUCACGUUUAUUUUUCAAUAAAGAUUUAAUUAAA